Molecule: messenger RNA, 3431 nt
Organism: Cavia porcellus (domestic guinea pig)
Lineage: Eukaryota; Metazoa; Chordata; Mammalia; Rodentia; Caviidae
Gene: Selp
Product: selectin P
Exons: 16
Coding region: 241-2547 (768 amino acids)
Biological process (GO): cell adhesion
Cellular component (GO): membrane
Source: RefSeq, a predicted model, not a curated record
ACCAUCUCCCAUGCAAAGGGAUGACCCCUGCAUCCUUGGCAACUGCUCCUUCUAAGCUGCCAACCUUGGCUCUGAAUUAUCAACAUUGUAACUUCAGGGGACAUGUUGGGAAAGGCCGGGAAUUUCAGGAAAGCAAAUAGGAAGUAGUUUUUGUAAGCAGCCUGACACUGAGGGGAGCUAGCGAGACUAUAAGAAGUCUGGGUUGAGCAGAAGGCAGAAAGCCAGUGGAGCACAGAGGAGAUGGCCAACUGCCUAAAAGCCAUUUGGAACCUGAGAUUCCGGGGCGUGGUCCUUGGUGCUGCCCAACUCCUCUGGCUUGGUGUCUUUAUCUCUGAGCCAACUAACCGGAUGGAAGUGGCAGCAUGGACCUAUAAUUACACUGCAAAAGCGUACACGUGGAAUUACUCCCGGAUAUUCUGUCAGAGGCACUUCACAGACUUAGUGGCCAUCCAGAACAAAAAUGAAAUUGCCCACCUCAAUGAAGUCAUACCCUUCUACAGCUCGUACUACUGGAUUGGGAUCCGAAAGAUCAAUAAUACUUGGACCUGGGUGGGAACCAAAAAGCCCCUCACAGAGGAGGCUGAGAACUGGGCCGACAAUGAGCCCAACAACAAGGGGAACAACCAGGACUGUGUGGAGAUGUACAUCAAGAGGAAGGAUGCGCUGGGCAAAUGGAACGACGAGCCCUGCUCUAAAAGGAAGCGGGCCUUGUGCUACACAGCCUCCUGCCAGCCUACAUCCUGCAGCCAACAAGGGGAGUGCAUUGAGACCAUCGGGAACUACACCUGCUCCUGCUACCCAGGCUUCUAUGGACCAGAGUGUGAAUACGUUAAAGAGUGCGGUGCAUUUGACCUUCCCAGACACGUAUCCAUGAAUUGCGACCACCCCCUGGGCAGUUUCUCUUUCAACUCAGAGUGCACUUUCCAGUGCGCUGAAGGGUACGAGCUGGCCGGACCCAGAGGGACGAAAUGUCUGGCUUCUGGGAUGUGGACCGAUAAGCCUCCACAGUGUGUAGCUGUGCAGUGUCAGCACUUGGAAGCCCCUGGCAGUGGAACCAUGGACUGUGAACACCCACUUGCCCCCUUUGCAUAUGGCUCCAGCUGCAAAUUUAGGUGCCAACCUGGCUACCAAGUGAGAGGCGUGGACACACUCCAUUGUGUUGGCUCUGGCCAGUGGACCGCACCCUUACCAGCCUGUGAAGCCGUCACAUGCAGCCCAUUGGGGAGCCCCGUCCACGGAGGUGUGCACUGCUCGUCAUCCUCAGCAGCGUUUCAGUACAACACCAGCUGCAGCUUCCACUGUGCAGAGGGCUUCAUGCUGAGCGGAGCAGGUGUCCUUCGCUGUGGUGACUUGGGACAGUGGUCAGCACCAGCCCCAGUCUGCCAAGCUUUGCAGUGCCAGGAAGUCUCUGCUCCAAGCAAGGCCCAGAUGAACUGUUCCCACCCCUUCGGUGCCUUUCGGUACGGGUCAGUCUGCGACUUCACCUGUGACGAAGGCUCGCUCCUGGUGGGGGCAAGUACACUGCAGUGCUUGGCUACUGGACACUGGAGUGCUGCCCCUCCAGCGUGCCAAGCCACUUCCUGCGCCCCCUUGCUAAGCCCUCAGCAUGGAAUGGUGAGCUGCAUCCAGCCUCUCAGGAGCGCUAGUUACAAAUCCACAUGCCACUUCACCUGUGAUGAGGGAUUCUCUUUAUCCGGAUCAGAAAGAGUGGACUGUACUCCGUCUGGACAGUGGACAGGCUCCCCACCCACGUGCACAGCCAUCAAGUGCCCAGAACUCUUCGCUCCACAAUGGGGCAGCCUGGAUUGUUCUCACACUUAUGGAGAAUUCAGAGUUGGCUCCAGCUGCCGUUUCUCUUGUGACAAGGGCUUCAAGCUAGAGGGCUCAAGCGAUGCAGAAUGCACAGCUUCUGGAAGAUGGUCAGUGCCCCUACCAACAUGCAAAGCUGUAGGGUUGACUCCUGCUGCUGUGGUACAAUGUCCAGCCCUUGCCACUCCUGGACAGGGGACAAUGCUCUGCAGGCAUCAUCUGGGAACCUUUGGUUUGAAUACCACUUGUUACUUUGGAUGCAAAGCUGGCUUCACACUGAUAGGAGACAAUGCUCUCAAAUGCACACCUUCAGGACAAUGGACAGCAGUGACCCCGGCAUGCAGAGCCAUCAAAUGCCCUGACCUGCACAUGGAUCCUCCACUAGUGAUGAACUGCUCCAAUCCCUGGGGAAAUUUCCACUAUGGCUCGGACUGCACUUUCCACUGUCCAGAGGGUCAGUUACUUAAUGGCUCUGCAAGAACAACGUGCCAAGACAAUGGCCACUGGUCAGACACCAUGCCCACCUGCCAAGAGGCGGCACUGACUGUCCAGGAAGCUCUGACUUAUGCUGGUGGAGCAGUGGCUUCCACAACAGGUCUGGCCAUGGGUGGGACACUCCUGGCUCUGCUAAGAAAGCGUCUCAGAAAAAAGGAUGAUGGAAAAUGUCCCCUGAGCCCUCAAAGUCACCUAGGUACAUAUGGAGUCUUCACAAAUACUGCGUUUGACCCAAACCCUUAAGAGACAUUCCCUUUUCCAGCGCACCUCAUCCAGACUCUCAAGAUCCUGCCAAAAACUUCCUGUUAGACUUGACUUCGUCUGUAGCACAUCUGUUACAGGUUUCUGUACAUAUUGUGGAUAAAGGAGAAGGACACUCCUUUAGAUUUGCUCUGGACCAGAGCAGGAAGGACUGUGCCACACAUUCUAGCCUCUCCACCCACCUUCUUCCUGAGACAGGAGCCACAGAAGCCAGGAGCAAAUGUUUUGACUGUGGUCUGUGGACUUUGACCUGGCUGUCCUUGAAAUAUUAGUUACUCAAAGAGACUGGAGCAUCGAUUCUCUAGAAGACCAGACUAUGGAGAAAUGAAGGGAGACAUCUCAUUAAUUUUGGAUUGAAAGUAGGCAUCUUCUAUGCUGCUGGAAGGCAGGAGCAUGUCUUACUUGAGAGAAUUCCCAUAGGAUCUCCCAAGUCAUCAUCAGUCCCUGUCUCUGGGGACCCUUAAAUGCUGCCGAAGUUUCUAGAGUAGCCUCUCGAUGGCGCCAGAGGCUGUGAGAGACAAGAAGCACAUGUUCCUGUGGAACUUCCCCCUCCACCGAAGAACCCAGAGACCAAUAUUCAAACCUACAGUUAAAGGCAUUUCCCCACCCAAUAUCAUAUUCCUCUAUUUAUGUUCUGAUCAAUAUGGUCUGUGUGUACCCCGUUGUUUGCCAUCAAUGUCACGCACAGUUACAAUUGUCCCAGUUACGGUCCAAUCGUUCAAUGAGUUGGCAAAUACAUAUCCACACCCCUGCUCCAUGAGAAAAUCAGGGGAGCAGAAAAAGCCUUCAUCUUAAUGUUCUACAGAACAGAUGUAUUUUAUUGGUUAUUUAAAUCACAUGUUUAAUAAAUAUGUCACUGAAAAUUA